CCUUGCUCAUGAAUAGUACACAUUUCUUUGCGGGAUUUAGCUGGCAGGAGCCGGCAACGUAGCGAAUCAAGAGAGAAUACCGGCAUUUUCAACAUCAGAAGAAACUCGUACAACCGUUCUGCGAUCACACCGCGUUAGUCUCGCGUUUAGUGCGGAUGUAUACGCCGAAAACCAUGUCUGGCAACAUCGUUGCGGAAUGGCUGAGGUCCCUGCACCUCGGCCAAUACGCCGAAAGUUUCAUAGACAACGGUUACGAUGAUCUUGAAAUCUGCAAGCAAGUUGGCGACCCCGACCUUGAUGCAAUCGGUGUGUUCAACCCCGUGCACCGGAGCAGGUUGUUGCAAUCAGUACGUACCCUUCGCGAAGAAGGGGCCGCUUCCGUGUAUUUCACCCUCGAGGAGAGUGCCGCGAUUCACGAUGAGUGUUUUUGUGACGAUGUGAGUGCCAGCAGAUCUUCCAGAACAUCAUCGGGAAGGUCUGAGAAAGAAACGCGGGUGAACGCUUCACCUGGAGCUUCCUCUUCUGCGGAAAGUGGACAAGAAGUGGCGAAAUAUUUGGAUGAGUAUGAAGAGGGAAAGGCAGAGCUGGUGAAGAUACCGAGGGUGCAAUUGAAGGUGCUGUUGAGGGAGAAAUUGAGCCAGGAUGGAAUCAGGUUGAGCUGUCAGCCGUAUUCGACACAGGUGAGUUUCGUACUCGAUCAAGUAUGCAGGUGUGCAUACUUUCAACCAUGAAUAAUGGAAUAAAUCCGCUAUACUGAUAUACAUGU
This is a messenger RNA of Psylliodes chrysocephalus, 766 nucleotides long. The record is from the annotation of a GenBank genome assembly. NCBI's taxonomy places the organism in Eukaryota, Metazoa, Arthropoda, Insecta, Coleoptera, Chrysomelidae.